AUGUUAUUGAAACAGAUCAUCUGGAGAAGCUGGCGAAUAACAUCACGCAAUGAAGCAGAGAAAUAUAGUCCUACCCAACUUGUUGAAUCAUUUCCAGGAUUUAAGCAGAAUGAACAAUUAAGAGGCCAGAUUCGUCAUAUUAUGGGGAAAAAUACUGUGAGAUUUUGUGACUGUGUCGUUAAAGGGCAACUCGAUUUUCUGCCUCGUAUGCCACCCUCUAUACUAAAGAGAAUUAUUAAUUUCGUCAAUGCUGAGGACAUUGUUAACCUGGGGAGGUCCUGCAAAUCAAUAUUUGAGAUAUGCAACAGCGAUGAAGUCUGGAGAGCUGUAUAUUGUCGAUAUCACAAAGAGCCUCCAAACAAAGUCGUUAGAGAACUGGCAGAAAAAUACGGUUGGAAACGCGUCUUCUUUACGAAUAAGUUGAAACUUCAGCUGCAAAUUCGCCGUCUGCGAUUGGAUAGGGGCCAGCCCGCAGGUGACGAAGCAGCAAACGAUAAAAUAAACAACGUGGCAAGCGGUAAAACUCCCACCCUCAUGGAUUCACAGUCUCAGCACCCACAAAAAGCUUACCUGAGAGGCUUCUCAAGUCUUGAAUCCUAG
Messenger RNA from Echinococcus granulosus, 600 nucleotides. RefSeq names its product F-box only protein. The record is from RefSeq and is a predicted model, not a curated record. The transcript has 5 exons. Gene Ontology annotation, molecular function: protein binding. NCBI's taxonomy places the organism in Eukaryota, Metazoa, Platyhelminthes, Cestoda, Cyclophyllidea, Taeniidae. Bases 1 to 600 code for a protein of 199 amino acids.